ACAUGGACCUGAUAUCACGAGCAGCCAGCAACACAGAGGCGGAGUGCGCCGAUGGAGAAGGAGCCCAAAUGUUGUACGCAGCCGUCUGCCGACAACCAGCAGCCAUAUGCGGGAGGAGGAGGAACUAGCGGGUCGAGCCGAGCCCAGCCGAUCCCGGCCGGCGCGGACCAAGCUGCGCCUCAUCGGACGGGACGUCACUAUUCGCGGAUGCACCUGCCAGCUGAGACACGCACUUUAAAAGAGGAGGGAGAUGUCGCCUGUCAGUGCGCGUGGAGAGGAGCGCCUGUCAGCAGCGGACGAGGUGACUGUGACCUGUGACCUGUGAGCUGUGAGCUGCUCCCAGGACCAUGUGACCUGAGUCAUGGUGACCAACAGUGACAACAAAAUAGAGAAGAAGUCAAAUGGAACAAGAAGAAGACAUAAGCGGAGAGGUUGAGUUGUGUGACUCCAUGUGGGAACAAACCGAUACAGCACCCACCUGCAGCUGAAAACAGCGCCUAGACGGAUGGAGCGCCUCGGGAGGAUGACAUCACUGUCACCCGUGGGAGCCGGAAGGCCAGGGGGUGGGUCGCUGCGAAGAGGAAGCUCCUUCACCUUCCUCACCCCGGGACCCCAGUGGGACUUCAGUCUGAAGAGGAAGCGCAGGGAGAAGGAUGACGGUGACUCGCUCAGCCUCUGCAGCGUCGACUUUAAGGAACCCAGCACAAAGCGCGUCCGUCCUCUCGGCAGGGUGACGUCACUAGCCUACCUCAUCUCUCCGGUGAAGAAUGGGGCCGUGCGGCGCUUCGGCCAAACCAUCCAGGCCUCCUUCCGGGGCGAUGGCAAGUCGCCCAGUGCGCCCCACAAGCCCUGCAGCAAGGCGGCGGCCCCCACGCCACCCAAGAGGAGGAACAGCGCGCUGUGGUCGGAGACGCACGACGUCCACCAGAAGGGGAUGUUCUCCACGAAGGAGAUCAAGCGGCAGGAGGCCAUAUUUGAGCUUUCUCGUGGAGAACAGGACCUGAUCGAGGACCUCCAGCUCGCACGCAAGGCGUACCACGACCCGAUGUUGAAGCUCUCCAUCAUGUCGGAGGAGGAGCUCACGCACAUCUUCGGCAACCUGGACACCUACAUCCCUCUGCAUGAGGACCUCCUGGCGCAGCUCGCCAAAGCCACGGGGCCAGACGGGACCGUGGGCCAGAUCGGGCAGAUCGUCUUGAACUGGCUGCCUCGGCUCAACGCCUACAAGGACUACUGCAGCAACCAGCUGGCAGCCAAGGCGCUGCUGGACCAGAAGAAGCAGGACCGGCGGGUGCAGGACUUCCUGCAGCGCUGCAUCGAGUCGCCCUUCAGCAGGAAGUUGGACCUGUGGAGCUUCCUGGACAUCCCGCGUUCCCGCCUGGUCAAGUACCCGCUGCUGCUCAAAGAGAUCCUGAGACACACGGCGCCGGAGCACCCGGACACCGCCAGCCUGGAGGAAGCGAUCACCGUCAUGCAGGGCGUGCUGUCUGACAUCAACACGAAGAAGGGGGAGUCCGAGUGUCAGUACUACAUCGACAAGCUGGAGUAUCUGGACGACCGGCAGAGGGACCCCCUCAUCGAGCAGUGCAGGAGUCUGCUGUGUCACGGCGAGCUGCGGAACAAGAGCGGCACGAAGCUGCACGUGUUCCUGUUCACCGAGCUGCUGGUCCUGACCCGCCCCGUCACCAGGAACGAGCGCCAGUGUUUCCAGGUCUACCGGCAGCCGAUCCCGGUGCGGGACCUGGUGCUGGAGGACCUGCAGGACGGAGACGUCCGGAUGGGCGGCUCCUUCAGGGGCGCGUUCAGCAACGCGGACAAAGCCAAGAACAUCUUCCGCGUGCGCUCCCCGGACCCGAGCCAGGCGCAGUCGCACACGCUGCAGGUCAACGACGUCUUCCACAAGCAGCAGUGGCUCAACUGCCUCCGCAGCGCCAUUUCCGUCCACCGGCCGCUCGGCGAGCCCGCCGCGCCGUCUCCUCCGCCGGCGAGCGACGCCCGCUCCAAGCGCCGGCCGUCCUCCGUCUCCGCCAUCGUCCACAUGGAGGAAGUGGACGAGAACCGCCUGCAGCGGGCCUCUCGGUCCGCGCCCACCUCGCCGUGCAGCGGCACAAGCCCCGCCCCUUCAUCCCGAUCCUCUUCCUCGUCUUUAUCGAGGACGUCGUCCUCGGCGUCUUCGGCGUCGCCGCUCUCCUCGCCCACAUCGCACAAAACCAAAAAGGAUAAGAAGUCUCUGUGUUCUUUAGGGAAGAGAAAAGAGACGAUGGUGUGAGCUGAAGGAGGAAAUGGACUCCUGUUUGGACAUUGAGAUUUAUUUGUUGUACAUAAAUGUGACGUGGAGAAGCUCGAGACUAUUUAUGCGUGUCUGCGUGCGUCUCACUACAGUGUUCUGUGUUACUGUCCUCUUCGGCAGCUAUUUACCUCCCCCCCCCCUCCCCUCCCCCUCCCAGAGCACCACAGAGACACACUGUGUUCUGGAGAUGGAGGCGGUGCAUUAAAUCCUGUUUACUAUUAAUUUGAUAUUUAAAGCAUUAUUCUAGACCUUUUUGGGGGGGCUAAUGAAAGUUUUACAUUUUUUAUAUUCUAAAAAUGUAUCGUAGUAUUUUUUUAGGUAUCAUAAAGCAGCACUGUUUUUAGCUUUUCGGUGAAGUUAUUUGAAAUGUUCAGCAUGUUUAGCAGGCAAGAAAGGAGGAGAAUCCCCCCUCCCCCCCAAUGUAAUACACAAAGCUACACAUCUUUCUGUAAGAGUCUGGUUUCUUGGGGGGAUUAAUCAGAAAACAUGUCUUAUUUUUAUACAUUCCUUUAAUGACAGAUGUUAGGACCUGGACACUUUUUUUUCCCUUUUCUUAUUCACAUGGGCAUUAAUUUAAAUCCAGUGACAAAUGAGACUUCAGUUUCUCUUUGUUUGGGGGAAAAAAGAAACAUCACUAUGAUAUGAGUUGUCGUGGUAGCAAAUCAUCUAAUGUCAAAAUCUGAGACGGGAUGAUGAGUUUUGUUUUGAAACAGAAUUUAGAACUGAGCCAUGCUGGUUUUGAAAAAGCUGACUUUUCAGAAUGAAACGGAUCACUUUUCAGUGGAGCAUCUUGCAUGGAGCUUUAGUUGUGGACACUGCGUGCACCAGGAGAGGCAGCAGGACAUGUGUACCUGUCCGAGGGGAAAAGGACAAUUAAAAAGACGGAAAUGAUGGAAAUAAGAGAAGUUUGUUGAAGGUUGAAGUUUGAAGAGAAAAGAUGGAAGACGGAAAAAGAUGCGAGCUUGGAACGGAAAUAGAAUGUCAAAGCAAGGUGUCAUUGACUUCCUGUAGAAGUUGAUGUGAUAUCUUGCUUAAAGAUGGAUUAUAGGAAGCAAAGUGAAUGUAAUUGACAGGAAAAAGUACGUAGGGGAAGGAAGUUAAAAAGAAAGGUUUUUGGACGUUUGAACAAGAUGAAAAGAAAAGGACAACUUGCUUGCUUUGAACUGUAUGUAAUAAAAAAAAUAAAAAAUUAUUUGUACGAUUUGCAACUGAA
This is a messenger RNA of Pseudoliparis swirei, 3503 nucleotides long. RefSeq names its product neuroepithelial cell transforming 1 (gene net1). The transcript has 14 exons. The record is from RefSeq and is a predicted model, not a curated record. Lineage: Eukaryota; Metazoa; Chordata; Actinopteri; Perciformes; Liparidae. Gene Ontology annotation, molecular function: guanyl-nucleotide exchange factor activity. The coding region runs from base 506 to 2269 and encodes 587 amino acids. Gene Ontology annotation, biological process: intracellular signal transduction; positive regulation of Rho protein signal transduction.